This is a messenger RNA of Ostreococcus lucimarinus CCE9901, 633 nucleotides long. It is a transcript of the gene ClpR6, whose product is annotated as chloroplast Clp protease, subunit of ClpP peptidase complex. Lineage: Eukaryota; Viridiplantae; Chlorophyta; Mamiellophyceae; Mamiellales; Bathycoccaceae. The record is from RefSeq and is a predicted model, not a curated record. Gene Ontology annotation, cellular component: endopeptidase Clp complex. Bases 1 to 633 code for a protein of 210 amino acids. Gene Ontology annotation, molecular function: ATP-dependent peptidase activity; serine-type endopeptidase activity; ATPase binding. Gene Ontology annotation, biological process: protein quality control for misfolded or incompletely synthesized proteins. The transcript has a single exon.
AUGCGAACGACGCGAACGACGCGCGCGCGUCGACCGCACGCGCCACCGGGCGCGAUCACGAGCGGGCCGGAGACGGUGCCGGUGAUGGUGCCGGACGGGCGCGGCGGCGGCGAGGACGUCUUCGGCGCGCUCGCGCGAGACCGCAUCGUGUUCCUGGGGACGCGGAUCGACGAGCAAGUCGCCGCGGAGACGUGCGCGCGAUUGUUGCAGCUCGAAUCGGAGGAUCCCGAGGGGGAGAUUCGCGUGUGGGUGAACUGCGUGGCGGGGACGCAGUAUUGCGUGACGGCCAUCUUGGACACGAUGGAGUACGUGUCGUGCCCGGUGAGCACCGUCGCGCUCGGGUGCGUGGCGGGACCGCCGGUGAUGCUCGUCGCGGCGGGGGAUAAGGGGAAGAGAUAUGGGAUGUCGAGCGCGAGAAUCGUGCUCAGUCAACCGCUCGGGGGGUUGGCGGGGACGUCCAUCGAGGUGAAGAUUCAAGCCACGGAGUUGAACAGAAACGCGAAGGCGCAAGUCGGUUUCAUCGCCAAGUACACCGGGCGCGACGCGGACGAGUUGGAGGCGAUGAUGGCGCGCGACACGUAUAUGGGCGUGGACGAAGCGAUAGAUUUCGGAUUGAUCGACCACGCUUUGUAA